CAAAACUGCAGCAAUCGAUAGUUUGACCAUCGCUCCUCCCCUAAACUUCAAGCAUCCCCCAUGAUUGAUGAUCCCGGGUAGCUUUGGUAAUUGACUGCUCUGAGAGAAAGAAAAAAGGAAAAAGAGAGACAGAAAAAGGAAAGAGAAAGAGACAGAAAAAAAGAAGAAAACACAGAAACUCAUCGUGGUUCUUGACUGUUUUUUAUAUAUUGUCGUUGUUAUUGUUGUUGUUAUUACUAUUAUUUACCCAUAUUGGAGGAUAGGAGAAGUCUAUAAGUGGGUUGCAAAAAAAAAAAAAAGGAAUCUUCUUCACUCUAAAUCACUUUCUUUGCUGGACUGGGAUAUUAAAUAUACGACACAUCCAGGAGUUUAUUGGAGCGCAGACUGAUGGCGCAAAGGUACGAUGAGCUGCCCCACUACGGCGGGAUGGACGGAGUAGGGGUGCCGGCGUCCAUGUACGGGGACCCCCACGCCCCCCGGCCGAUCCCCCCGGUGCACCACCUCAACCAUGGGCCGCCGCUCCACGCCGGACAGCACUACGGCGCCCACGCCCCGCACCCCAAUGUCAUGCCGGCCAGCAUGGGCUCCGCUGUCAACGACGCUCUGAAGCGGGACAAGGAUGCGAUCUACGGGCACCCGUUGUUCCCCCUCUUAGCUCUGGUCUUUGAGAAGUGCGAGCUGGCGACCUGCACGCCCCGGGAGCCCGGCGUGGCCGGCGGGGACGUCUGCUCCUCCGACUCCUUCAACGAGGACAUCGCCGUCUUCGCUAAACAGGUCCGCGCCGAAAAACCACUUUUUUCUUCAAAUCCAGAGUUGGACAAUUUGAUGAUCCAAGCAAUACAAGUACUAAGGUUUCAUCUUUUGGAAUUAGAAAAGGUUCAUGAAUUGUGUGAUAAUUUCUGCCAUCGGUACAUUAGUUGUUUGAAAGGAAAAAUGCCAAUAGACCUCGUUAUUGAUGAAAGGGAUGGCAGCUCCAAAUCAGACCAUGAAGAACUCUCAGGAUCUUCCACAAAUUUAGCUGAUCAUAAUCCUUCAUCUUGGAGAGACCACGAUGAUGCAACCUCAACGCACUCGGCAGGAACACCAGGGCCCUCCAGCGGGGGCCACGCUUCCCAGAGUGGAGACAACAGCAGCGAGCAAGGUGACGGUUUAGACAACAGUGUAGCCUCACCUGGUACAGGAGAUGACGAUGACCCAGACAAGGACAAAAAGCGUCAGAAGAAAAGAGGCAUUUUCCCCAAAGUAGCAACAAAUAUCAUGAGAGCGUGGCUUUUCCAGCAUCUCACACAUCCAUAUCCUUCAGAGGAGCAGAAGAAACAGUUAGCCCAAGACACGGGACUUACAAUUCUACAAGUAAACAACUGGUUUAUUAAUGCCAGAAGAAGAAUAGUACAGCCUAUGAUUGACCAGUCAAAUCGAGCAGGUUUUCUUCUUGAUCCUUCAGUGAGCCAAGGAGCAGCAUAUAGUCCAGAGGGUCAGCCGAUGGGAAGCUUUGUGUUGGAUGGUCAGCAGCACAUGGGAAUCCGGCCUGCAGGUUUGCAAGGCAUGCCAGGGGACUACGUAUCUCAGGGUGGUCCUAUGGGUAUGAGUAUGGCACAGCCAAGUUACACUCCUCCCCAGAUGACCCCACACCCAACUCAAUUAAGACAUGGACACCCAAUCCAUUCAUAUUUGCCAAGUCACCCCCACCACCCAGCCAUGAUGAUGCACGGAGGACCCCCUACCCACCCUGGAAUGACCAUGUCAGCACAGAGCCCCACAAUGUUAAAUUCUGUAGACCCCAGUGUUGGUGGACAGGUUAUGGACAUUCAUGCCCAAUAGAAUAAGGGAACUCAAGGGAAAAACAAAACAAAAACAAACAGAAACUAUUUUAAGACUUUUGAACUUUGACCAGAUGUUGACACUUAAUACGAAAUUCCAGACAGCUGUGAUUAUUUUUUACUUUUUGUCAUUUUUCAUCAACAACAGAGGACCAAUGAAACAAGAACACAAAUGUGAAAUCAUGGGCUCACUGAAAUGAAUAUGUCCAUGUACAGAUCCUCUGGAAAAAAAAAAGACUCCAAGAGUUAUAACUACUGUAGUAUAAACAUAGGAACUAAGUUAACUUGUACAUUUCUGUUGAUCACUCCGUUACGUUGCCUCAAAUAGUUUUAGAAGAAAAAAAAAAUCCUUGUUUUCCACACUAUGUGUGUUGUUCCCAAAAGAAUGACUGUUUUGGUUCAGCAGUGAAGUCACUAUCCAUGAAAGACCUGUUUUGGCCAGUGAGAAAAGAACUACCCUGGAGAUGAAGAUGAAAAGUCUUGCUGGGUCUCUCAUCACUCAGAAGACUGUUCCAAGAAGGCCUUGCCAUUCCCUCGUUUUGUUCCUUCAUAAAAUGUGUCCUUUAGUUUCAAACAGAUCUUUAUAGUUUGUGCUUCAUUAAGUCUCUCCCCAUUCCUCCCAAUCUUUUUUUUUUUUUUUUUCGGACUCUUCUUCAAAGAGCUUGCAGGUGAAGAUUUAAAAGACAGAACAGACAGAGCAGAAGCUUCUUCCAGUAGUUCUGAGCCUUGGCUUUGGACAAAACAAAACUAAAAGUUGGGCAGCUUUCCUCAAUGAAAGAAGUUACUAACGGUCUUUGCACCAAACCUAGGACUUUAUCAUGAACUCAAAGCUUGGGAAAAAAAAGCAAGAGAAUACUGUAACAAACUUCGUACAGAGUUCGGUCUAUUAAUUGUUUCAUGUUAGAUAUUCUAUGUGUUUACCUCAAUUGAAAAAAAAAGAAUGUUUUUGCUAGUAUCAGAUCUGCUGUGGAAUUGGUAUUGUAUGUCCAUGAAUUCUUCCUUUCUCAGCACGUGUUCCUCACUAGAAGAAAAUGCUGUUACCUUUAAGCUUUGUCAAAAUUUACAUUAAAAUACUUGUAUGAGGACUGUGACGUUAUGUUUUAAAAAGGAAAAAAAAGGUGUUAAGUCACAAAAUGCGGUAAUAAAUAUUUCAUUUUUGAUUUUU
Molecule: messenger RNA, 2985 nt
Organism: Haemorhous mexicanus (house finch)
Lineage: Eukaryota; Metazoa; Chordata; Aves; Passeriformes; Fringillidae
Gene: MEIS2
Product: Meis homeobox 2
Exons: 13
Coding region: 388-1821 (477 amino acids)
Biological process (GO): eye development; positive regulation of transcription by RNA polymerase II; animal organ morphogenesis
Molecular function (GO): RNA polymerase II cis-regulatory region sequence-specific DNA binding; DNA-binding transcription activator activity, RNA polymerase II-specific
Source: RefSeq, a predicted model, not a curated record